This is a messenger RNA of Caenorhabditis elegans, 3842 nucleotides long. It is a transcript of the gene lido-18, whose product is annotated as WSN domain-containing protein. The record is from RefSeq and is marked reviewed. Bases 96 to 3695 code for a protein of 1199 amino acids. The transcript is spliced from 9 exons. Lineage: Eukaryota; Metazoa; Nematoda; Chromadorea; Rhabditida; Rhabditidae.
UGUGUGACGCUUGGUAUUCAAACAAUUCUCAAGAAUUUUUUAUGAGUUUGCGUUGAAUAUUACAAUUUCAAAACAAUAACAGUAAAAAUCAUCAAAUGCGGAUCAUUUUAAUUUUCACUCUUCUUGUCAUCAUUGGGAUUUGUGGAGAAGAAAAUCAUGACGAGUCAAACUUAGAUUUGUACUUUGUGGCUAGGAAAAAGGAACCAGCUCCUGCAUUGGUACUUGCCUACAACAAACUAGCAAUUAUCACCCGAGUCACCAACGCCAUUGUUCUGCAAGCUGAAGGAAUACGAAAACUGGUCAAGGUACGAGAUGUAGUUGCUGAGCUUAUAAGAUCUCCGAACGCCAGCUUCUAUGAUUUAAUGGACGUUGAUCCAACGAAUAUAUUCCCAGUGCUCAAUGAGAUUAUUGAGGCGAGUAAAGAAAUGUCGCAAAAUGUGGAUAGCAAGGAAAUGCAGGAAUUGAAUAGUAAAACAGAAAUGGUUGAACUAAUGAUACACAGUAUUAAACAUGUCAAGACAAGAAAAAUCAACGAGAAAGUGAUCACUGAUUUCUUCGACAGAUUCAAAAAUGGUUCACUCGAUGAAAUUUUUAUCCCAUGUGAUACUACCCUAUUGGAUUUAGUUAUCAAUUUCACCACCAUUGCCAACAAAGCUGACUAUCCUAAUUCUUUCAAGCCAACCGAUGUAAUCACUCAGUUGAAUUCGAGCAGUGAGAAUAUUACGGAAUGUCUCAAGCAUCUAGAGCUCUACAAUCAAUCCGUGUCCAGUUUAACAACUGAUUUUGAAAUGUUUCUUCGAUUGGGAGAAGGUAGUGAUUUGUUCGAAAAAUUCCGUUCAAUUAGAGAAGAAGCUGUUAGUUUUCUGAGCACUAUGGAUCUCAUUGAGAAGGUUUUUCUCAAAACUAAGAAGUUCUGGAGUAUCAAACGAACAAAUGAAGUUGGUAGACAAAUUAAGACGAUUUUUGGCAUUAUUCAUGAUAUCUUGAAUCCAAAGUCUGAACUUAAACUUUCUUUGACACUUGGAUUCCCUAAUAUUGGGGAUAUUGCAAAAGUUUCAGAAGAUUUAAAAAGUUCGUGGUUCAAAUCUAAAGUUGCUCACGGUAAGAGUGUAGGUGAGCUUGAAGCUGGACUCGAUGAUUUUUUCAAAUUCGGAAAAAUGAUCAAAGAAACAGAGCGAAGUUGGGUUGCAGUUCGUCAAAACUUCACAAAUUCCAAGAAAACUCUUCUUCAGUUUACAACUGAUUUGGAAAAAAUUGGAAAUUACAAGGGAGGCGAUAAAGAUGCUGAAGAAUUGAAGAAUUUGAAGAGAGUUUUUCAACAACAAGACUGGACCGAAACGUUUGGCAAAAACUUCAUCAAAAACGCGGAUAAAUUGCUAGAGGUGAAAGGAAAGCUUGAGAUUAUGAACAAUGUAAUGAAAUCUUUGCAUGUAGUCAGAAGAAAUGCCGAAGAAAUUCCAAAAUCAAUUGAUACUGCAGCGCUACAAAGUUUAUUUACUCAAUUAAAAGCUAUGCCUUCACAAUCUGAUGAUUCAGAAAGUAUAAAAGCUAUUGAAAAACUCAAUAAUUUGAAGUCUCUAUUAGAACUUGGCGAUAAGUUUAGAAUGCUUCAUACUUCACAGAAGAAUCUUAACGAACGUGUUACUCAGUUGAAAAAUAUUUCAGAUUUUCAAAAAUCUGUUCACACGGCCAAAGACAUUCUGGUAAAAUCAUCUCUGGCUAAAAACAUAAUCGGAAUCAUGCAUUCAGAUUUCAACAAGCUUCUUGAAGUGCACAAGUUCUCCAAACGUUUCUACGAGUUUACAAAUUAUUUUAAAAAUAAUAAACCAAAGGUGUUCCUAGAAUGUGUUUCGAGGCUGAGAAAAACUGCAAUUGAUGGGGAGAACUUUGUGAAAGAUAUUCAAAAAACUUACAAGAAAAGUCACAAAACUCUGGAAUCAGAUUCGAGUCCUGUUCUGAAACUCGAGGAUCCUCAGAAAGUUGUACUAACCUUGGGUCGAGGAAUGUUCGUUUUGAAGGAAAUGACAGAAGCAUUGACAUACCGUUUACGUUUAAUGGCAGUCUUAAACUAUACAAGAGUUCAUGAAAAAGUUGUGAAGUAUAACAAAGACUUGAAUGUUCAACAGUUCUUCGAAAAUCCAACAACACCAAUAAAAACUCUUAUCAUGGACCUUCAAGGUCUCAACAAGUAUGCCGUUCAAGUCAAAAAUGAUGAUCUCCUUGUAUUGAAAAAUAUUCUUGAUGAAGCAACAAAAGUCAACGGAUUCAGAGAAGUUUUCAAGCCAGCUUAUAAGCAAUUACUCAAAACUCCAAAACUGUUUCCAAAAGAAAUAAGGAACAUUGAAAAAUUGAGUAAAUUGGAUUUACAUUUUGCUGCGCAAAAAGGACAUUUGCAUGCUGCAUCAUUGUCAUUCAAUGAUCUUGAAACAUAUUUCGAUACGAUUUUUGGGUUGGAUCAUAAACACGAGGAAGCUGAAGUUCAAACUGACUAUUUACCUGCUAUCGGGCUUUGUAUCGGGAUCUUUAUCAUUUUAUUCAUAGUUGUUUUCGUUGUUUAUGGACGAACACCUUCCGGACGGCAAAACUUUAUAAACUGGUACCUUUACUAUUUUGGAAAGGAAGCCGAUUUUCAAAAGAGAUGGAGAUAUUCGUUUUUCACGGACCGGCAAGAUGGAAACAAUGCACUUGUGGAUGCUGCUCAAGACAUUAAUGCGACAAAUGUGCUGAAAGCUGUGAAAAAGGGCGCAUACAUCGAUGUUUACAGCAAAUAUGGAAAUACUCCUCUUCACGUGGCAUCUAAAAGUGGAUACCCUGAAAUUGUGGAGAUUCUCAUCAAGAAUGGUGCGGACCGAACACUCCUGAAUGCACAGAAUAAGACGGCUGAGCAGUUGAUUCCUCCGAAUUAUAAGACAACGGAUCCCGAAAGCAUUGAACGAUACGAAAAGAUUAAGCUGAUUUUUAAGAAAUAUCAGAAAAAAAAGUUUCGUCGUCGUCUCCCAGAUGUGUUUCCAGUCAGUUCAUAUAAGAUUUACAUUGACGAACAAGCAAUUGAUCAGAUGUCGAAUUCAUUUAUGGAGCGUUUUAUUGCAAUUACUACCGAUGAAACAUCCUUAUCGAUCACACAUUUCAUUGUUAAAACUGAUGAGAACGGAACACUGGUCACUGAUGCCUUUCAGCUACUCUCUUGGGUUUUGAGUGGAGUUCUGAUAAUGAAAAAUUCAUGGAUGAAGGAUUGUCUGGGGAAUGAGAGUCUGAUCAAGAAGGAUUAUAAUUAUUUUGUGGAAAAUAUCAAAUUCAAGGGUGCAGUGUAUAAUACUGUACUCCAAUGGUCAGAAUCGUUUGCCAAAGGGGAAAUGCUUUUUCUUCACGGAGUUUAUGCUGUUGUUGUUUCGAUUGAUUGUUCAAACAUCGGAGCUAUUACCGCAAUCGUGACAAAUAAUGGUGGUGUGAUGUGUGAAAAGUUUCCAGAAAAGAAGAAUUUCAACAUUGGAAGUCAUCCGUAUCUUCAUGCUCAUCUCGGACCUUUGUUUGUGAUUCACGAUGGAAAAGUUGACCUGAAAACUUAUAAAAAUGAUCCGGAUAAGAUGUACACAUUGUUCACGGAAGAUGAAUUCAUUCAUUUUAUGCUUAAAAGAAAGAUGAACCGAAAUAAGAGCCCUAAUCCAAUUCCUGCCGUUAAUGAUUUGGAAGAUUGAUUUGUUCAGGAAAUAAAGAAUAUUAGCUGAUAACUUUUGUGUAGACCAAUAAUUAAAGGGGCAUCGCGGUGUAGAGCAAUAAGCGUUUUAAUCCAAUAAAAUGUCUAACGAAAUACAAAUAAAAAACUUUAUAUUUAUUCAACUAUU